GCGGCGGGGCCGGGAGCAGCGGGGGGCGGCGGCAGCCCCGAGAAGAGCCACAGCGCGCAGGAGCACAAGGAGCAGGGCAACCGGCUCUUCGGCGGCCGCAAGUACCCCGAGGCCGCCGCCGCCUACGGCCGCGCCAUCAACCGGAACCCCUUGGUGGCCGUGUACUACACCAACCGGGCCCUGUGCUACCUGAAGAUGCAGCAGCACGACAAGGCGCUGGCGGACUGCAAGCGGGCGCUGGAGCUGGACGGGCAGUCGGUGAAGGCGCACUUCUUCCUGGGGCAGUGCCAGAUGGAGAUGGAGAGCUACGACGAGGCCAUCGCCAACCUGCAGAGAGCCUACAACCUCGCCAAGGAGCAGCGGCUGAACUUCGGGGACGACAUUCCCAGCGCGCUGCGCAUCGCCAAGAAGAAGCGCUGGAACAGCAUCGAGGAGAAGCGGAUCAACCAAGAGAACGAGCUGCACUCCUACCUGACCAAGCUGAUCAUGGCGGAGAAGGAGAGGGAGUUGGCCGAGUGCCGCAAGACUCAGCAAGAAGAAAACGUGGACGAGAGCCGGAGCCGCGUUCAGCUGGCCGGCAUUGAGGCCAAGCACGACAAGUACCUGGCAGACAUGGACGAGCUCUUCUCUCAGGUGGAUGAGAAGAGGAAGAAGCGGGACAUCCCCGACUACCUGUGCGGGAAGAUCAGCUUCGAGCUGAUGAGGGAGCCCUGCAUCACGCCCAGCGGGAUCACGUAUGACAGGAAGGACAUAGAGGAACAUCUCCAGCGCGUGGGUCAUUUCGAUCCCGUGACGCGGAGUCCCCUGACCCAGGACCAGCUGAUCCCCAACCUCGCCAUGAAGGAGGUGAUCGACGCCUUCAUCUCGGAGAACGGCUGGGUGGAAGAUUACUGACGGCCGAGGGGCCACGCCGGCCCCCUUGGGUUCUCCCCGCCACCCUGGCCGCAGCACCACGCUGCCCUGGCCGGGCUGGCGCCAUGCCUUACUCCCUCCCUGUCUGUCCCCCCUCCGCUCUGGGUGCCCAGGGACCCUUUGGCAGCGCUGGGCGAGGGCACGUUGCCUUCCCCCUUCCCGUGGAACCGCGGCUGGGCAGGCGCGAAGGCUCCCGCCCGCGGGGAGCGCGGUGCUCGGAGGAGCCCUGGCUGGUGGCAUGGAGGAGGGUGGCUUGUGGCUGCCUGGGAGGGCCGACAACACCUUCAUCGCCCGCAGAGGAGGGAAGGGACCCCCCCACCCCCCCCACCCCGUGCUGACAAUCUCCAAAGUUGCUCCCCCGCGGCAGGAGCCGGGUGCGGAGCGCGCUGGGGUGGGUGCCCGGUGCUCCCCGCGCGGCUCUGGCCGGGUCCCCUCCUCCCCGUGUACAUAGCUCCCCUCCUCCUCGUUCAGCUCCCGUCGGGCCAGGGUGGUGGCUCCCUCUUGCCUGUAAAUAGCCACGUGCUGGGGUGGGAGCCGGACGCGUGCUCUGCCGAUACUGCCUUGCCUCUGGGCUUUUUCUGGGGAACAACUGCCCCUGGGCUGGAAGGGCUGGGGGUGCCUCCUCCUGCUGGCCCCGGGACCGUGGUUUCCCCCCCUGAACAAGCACCCGGGUUCAAGUUCAUCUUCCUUUUAAUGAAAUCCCUUUGGGAAAAAAAAAAGAAACCAAACAAAAAAACCCACCAACCCCCCCCCCCAUCUGACUGAGUACAGCGUUUUGGUCGGCAGCAGCGUCGCUGCGCGGUUGGCCCGCGGCCUGCCUGGCUUCCCGGCGCUCUGGACGUUUGCCAAUGUCAAUAAAAACAAACCGAGACAACGGCAGCGACAACA
This is a messenger RNA of Cygnus atratus (black swan), 1800 nucleotides long. RefSeq names its product STIP1 homology and U-box containing protein 1 (gene STUB1). The transcript has 7 exons. The annotation marks the transcript as partial. Gene Ontology annotation, biological process: cellular response to misfolded protein; protein quality control for misfolded or incompletely synthesized proteins; proteasome-mediated ubiquitin-dependent protein catabolic process. The record is from RefSeq and is a predicted model, not a curated record. Gene Ontology annotation, cellular component: Z disc; cytoplasm. Gene Ontology annotation, molecular function: ubiquitin protein ligase activity; protein-folding chaperone binding. Lineage: Eukaryota; Metazoa; Chordata; Aves; Anseriformes; Anatidae.